This is a messenger RNA of Sesamum indicum (sesame), 1277 nucleotides long. RefSeq lists its product as uncharacterized. Lineage: Eukaryota; Viridiplantae; Streptophyta; Magnoliopsida; Lamiales; Pedaliaceae. The record is from RefSeq and is a predicted model, not a curated record.
UCAUCCCAUCAGUUUCUACUAGUAUUUUAAUCUCCUUUUCUGUUCCCUCAUUCCAAUUGUCUUUCUGGUUUUCUUUCAUCCACGUAUAAAAAGCCCUCCUCGUCUUCUUCUUCCCAUUACACAUACUUGAAUUUGAAAAGAGAAAUGGAGAAUAAAUGUACUGAUGAUAAUGAUAUGCAGUUUCUUGGAGAUGAAGAUGAUGAGGAAGCACUCUCGUUGAGUGAUCUCCCACUUAUUAGGAAAGAGAGAGAAGAAGAAGAAAAUGUUCGUCCCAGAGAAAUUGGAAUUCAAGAGGAUUUUGAUUUUUGCUCUCUGUCCAAAGAAUCAGAAAUGUGCGCUGCUGAUGAAGUCUUUUUCCAGGGCCAAAUUCUGCCGUUGCGCCACUCUGUGAGUUCGGAGACGGGGCUGUUGCAGUAUUGUGAUGGAAGGCGUCGGCCGAUUUCCAGGUCGGAAUCCAUGGACCAUUGCUGCUCCGGCGGGUUAAUUUCCAGCAGAAGUAGCAGUAUCAGUAGCCACCAGUCGUCGAGUAGCGGCAGCUCCGCAUCCACCUUGGGGCCAAAAUACAAGCCUGGAUUACCCCCCCGGAUCCAAUUCCAUUCCCACCCGAGCCCGUCGCCCAGGAUCCGGAGCAACAGGCAAGGGACGAUCAACACGAAUUAUAGAAACUUCGCCAAGAAAUCAUCUGCCUGGAACAUUUUCCGGCUGGGAUUAGUGACAGCCCCGCCAGAAAUCGGGUUCCAGGAUUUCAAAACCCGGUGCCCCACCAACAGCACUAACUGCAAGAAAUUCGGGAGUCGUAACAGCACCAGCAGCAACGGCAGCUCCAUCAGCAGCGGCAACUCCAACAACAAGAUUAAGAAUAAACCAAGGAGUUUACUUGGGGGAUGCAAGUGCUCAGUGGAUGCGGUGGAUACAGUUCCUUCAAGAGUCGUGAUUAUCAAGAGGAACGCGAGCGACGGCGACGAGAAUGUAGAAGAGAUGAAAUCCGCGAAGCUGACGAAAAAGCAAGCAGCAAAAAAGCAGUUGUCGCAUCAUCGAACGUUUGAAUGGCUAAAGCAGCUUUCGCUCGAAGGUGCAGUGGAUGAAGCGUAGAUUAUUGCAAACAAGAAAAAAAAAACAUUGUCACGCAUGCUUCCUUUUUGUUUGAUGUAACUUAACCUUUUUCUCAUGUGGUCAUUGUUUUGGUAAUAAUCUUUCUUCAUUAGUAUCUUAAGUCAAUCUAGGAUAGUUACAUUAAUUUCCUGAAAUUUAAUUAGUUACAACAUUUACUGUUUUUU